Molecule: messenger RNA, 1999 nt
Organism: Pundamilia nyererei
Lineage: Eukaryota; Metazoa; Chordata; Actinopteri; Cichliformes; Cichlidae
Gene: nfyc
Product: nuclear transcription factor Y, gamma
Exons: 11
Coding region: 434-1504 (356 amino acids)
Biological process (GO): regulation of transcription by RNA polymerase II
Cellular component (GO): CCAAT-binding factor complex; nucleus
Molecular function (GO): RNA polymerase II cis-regulatory region sequence-specific DNA binding; DNA-binding transcription activator activity, RNA polymerase II-specific; protein heterodimerization activity
Source: RefSeq, a predicted model, not a curated record
GGGUUAGGGAGCAGAAAAGGAGGAGAAAGAGAGAGAAGGUCAGCGAGUUGAGGGGAAUUGGGCUGAAGAGAAACAGCAGAGACGGGGUUGUAUGUCUAGGUUGGAAGAGGACAUUGGGAGGCUGUUGAAGGAGACGGGGCAAUGUGUAAAGGCAGAGUGGGAGAGAGAGAGCAAAGAGGGAGGGGUGGAAGAAGGGGGGGCUCGCUCUUCGCUCUGUGUCCGGGCUUAAAGCCUUUUUAAAGCCAGCCAGAGUGCCUUUUGUCUGUUGAUACGAUCAGGGGGACUGAAGGAAGUGAAGGAGCACGAGAGUUUUUCUGUCAACCUCUGUGCUGCCUCUGCUGCUGCUUUCAAGGAGACUUGGACAGGGCUAUCUGUUUCUCUCUACUCUGCUGUGCUCCAGGCCGUUCACCAUGAAGGGCACAGGGAUUAGAAGAUGUCUGGAGAUGGUUUUGGAGCCACGGGCAGCGAUGCCCAGCAAACACUGCAGUCCUUCUGGCCUCGUGUCAUGGAGGAGAUCAGGAACUUGACUGUGAAGGAUUUCCGUGUGCAGGAGUUGCCUUUAGCCCGAAUCAAGAAAAUCAUGAAGUUGGAUGAGGAUGUGAAGAUGAUCAGCGCAGAAGCUCCGGUCCUGUUUGCCAAAGCAGCUCAGAUCUUCAUCACAGAGCUCACCCUCAGGGCGUGGAUCCACACCGAGGACAACAAGCGACGCACACUACAGAGGAAUGACAUUGCCAUGGCAAUAACAAAGUUCGACCAGUUUGACUUCCUGAUUGACAUCGUGCCCCGGGACGACCUGAAGCCCCCCAAACGACAGGAGGAGAUGCGUCAGUCUGUAGCUCCAGCAGAGCCAGUGCAGUACUACUUCACCUUGGCCCAGCAGCCCGGAGCCGUGCAGGUGCAGGGCGCACAGCAGGGCCAGCAACCUGCUGCGCAGACAGCGGCGACCAUCCAGCCCGGACAGAUCAUCAUCGCACAGCCGCAACAGGGACAGAUGUUGCAAGGUGCCACCAUGCAGCAGUUACAGCAGGUGCAGGUGCAAUCACAGGGCACGCCCAUCACGAGUGCGCCUGUCGCCAUGCAGGUGGGUGAAGGCCAGCAGGUGCAGAUUGUCCAGGCUGCCACAGCCCAGGGUCAGGCUCAGACAGCUCAAGCCCAAGGCCAGACCAUGCAGGUCAUGCAGCAGAUCAUCACCAACACUGGAGAGAUCCAGCAAAUCCCAGUACAACUAAAUACGGGACAGCUGCAAUACAUCCGCCUAGCCCAGCCCGUCUCUGGAGCACAAGUGGUCCAGGGGCAGAUUCAGACUCUUGCAAACACCCAGCAGAUCACACAGACAGAAGUACAACAAGGACAGCAGCAAUUCGGCCAGUUUACUGAUGGCCAGCAAUUGUAUCAGAUACAGCAGGUGACAAUGCCAGCAGGACAGGAGCUGACCCAGCCAAUGUUCAUCCAGUCUACCAACCAGACAACUGACACACAGGUCACGCAGGUCAGCACUGAAUGAGCCCUGCUAGGAGACUUUCUCCUCUCAGCACGCACACCAGCCCACGCGAUGCAGACGGAUGCCAUCAACUUUGACAAAAAGGACUCUCAAUAAUUCAUUUUAAGCACGGCUCAUUGCAACGAGGGACCUGAAAUCUUGUAACACUCAUGUUUUGUAAUAAAUUUACUACACUGGAUCAAAAACCAAAGGGACGCUGAUUGACUCUUUCACAAUCAUACGUUAUAAUCAUCCAAUCUUGUGCUUGUGUCACCCUUAUUGAAUGGAUGACUUUACGUUGUGCAUCCACUUCCACAGUCCCUGACAACAGUCUUUGCACAGACUAAAUUUAUUUUUCUUCCCGUCAUUUCCAACCUUUUACAGAUUUUUAGACUAUAAAGUGUUGAUUCACACCUUGCUCUUCAUUUGGAAAUGAAUUUGGAAAAUGUCCGUCUUUGUCUACAGAAGCUGCUCUAGGUUUAGGGUAGCCAUGGGAAGUUUUUUAUUUUUUUUUAUUUU